Etheostoma spectabile (orangethroat darter) is the source of this 2934-nucleotide messenger RNA. Its product is annotated as interferon lambda receptor 1. Gene Ontology annotation, cellular component: plasma membrane. The coding region runs from base 215 to 1720 and encodes 501 amino acids. The transcript is spliced from 8 exons. The record is from RefSeq and is a predicted model, not a curated record. Gene Ontology annotation, molecular function: protein binding; cytokine receptor activity. NCBI's taxonomy places the organism in Eukaryota, Metazoa, Chordata, Actinopteri, Perciformes, Percidae. Gene Ontology annotation, biological process: cytokine-mediated signaling pathway.
GGUUCCUUGAAGGCAACAGGAGCAGCUGUAACGUGGGUCCAGUGUGUGUGAGUGUGUGUGGGUGUGUGGGUGUCAGAAAUUGGCGGAUAAACAUGGAAACGCUUUACAGUACAGUGGUGAUAGGGAAAGUGAAAGCAGCACGAGAGUCCCGAGAUGCGUGGGGGUGACUUGCUUGAGGGGCUGAUAGCAGUGGAGCAGGGAUGCUUUGCCGGUCAUGACUGCUCUCAUCUGGAUGCUCGCGUGGCUGCCCCUGGUCCUGCCAGCUAUGAGUAAACUCCCCAAGCCUGUCAACGUCACUCUGUCCUCAGUCCAUUUCAUUCAUGUGCUGAAAUGGGAGCCUGGACCCGGGACACCCACAGGAGUCCACUACCAUGUCAGCGUUUGCACAGUUCGGGGCACUUCCUGGGAGCCAGUGGCUGGCUGCGAGCAUGUCCAGCACCCCCUGGUCUGCAACCUGACAGAGGCCUUCUCUAACCCAAAUCAGUCCUACUAUACCCAGGUUAAAGCAGUGCUGGAAGCACAGGACUCAGAGCCGGUCACCAAACCAGAACAUAAGCCAAUCAAAGACACUCACAUGGAUGUGCCGCUGCUGACUGUGACACCUUGUGGACAAGACUUGUGUGUGGACCUUCAGCCUCCCAUGGAGCACCUUAGGGACAUCUAUAAUUCUCUGCGGUACAAACUCAGGAUCAAGAGCAACAAUGUUGACCGAGCUGAGUACACCAAGUCUUUGAGACGAGUGCCCGUGAAGAAUCUGGCCUCUGGCAGAGAGUACUGUGUCUCAGUGUGCUUCUCAGACCUAGAUGUGCCCAGGCUGUCCAACUACAGCCAGCCUGUGUGUGCUUCCACCCCUGGCCACGUCACCGCAGACCCGUGGAUCUCAGCCCUGUUGAUUAUGUUGGUGGUGUUUGUUUUGGCCGUCGUGGCCGUGCUGGUCUCUACUGGUUUCAUCUGUCUGAAGAGGAGGUCGCUACCAUCAGUCCUGGAAAUCCAUCACAUAGAAGGGCUUGUCGUGGUCGCGUCCUGCAAGACUUCACUGUCGUCUCUCCUGACUAUAAAACCAACGGCGCCCUCUUCAGGCAAAAAGAGGAGCAGCAGCCAAACAUCAGACGAGAGCGAUGCCGAGAGUGAAACGGAGAGCGCUGCUGGGAGCAGAGGAGGAGGGUAUGAGGGUAUGCGGGGGGGCACUAACCUCCUCUCUUCCUCCUCUUCCUCUCCAUCGUUGCUGUCAGCUCCUUUAUGCCCCGAGCCGUCGCCGUUACCGCCGGGCUUCUCCUCAAACCAAACACCAUCAGACUUCUUCAUUCCCCAGCCUGAACCCUCCGCCUCUGCAGAGACACAGUCCCGUGCUGAACUGAAGGAUUCUCUGCCGAUAUCGGAGCAGAGUUCAGACCCCCGUCCUGCAGACCUUUUGACUGUAGGAACAAUCCAACCGGAGAAGGCGGAGGAGAAUGUGGCGGGAGACGGGCGCAGCCAGGAUGUCAACCUCUUCACGUUAACCUUUGGCACGCAUAAGGAGGAAAAUGAGGAGAAAUCCUAUUUGGACGUGGCAGAGGUGGAGACAGAGUCUUCCCCUGCUUCAGAGGUGUACGACACCAUUCCAACUCCUCCCUCACAAACUGUGGACGCCAAGGACGUUUCCAUAGCAACGGUUUCCUGCUCCAACGGCGAGGAGGACGAUGAGGGGGACGAGCACUCUGGAUAUAUGAAGCGUCCAUAGAUGUCCGACAGGACUGAUUAUAGAAAUCUUGCGGUUUUCCAGUUGGAAGUUACUCCAUUUCCAGUCUUUUUACAAUUUCAUAGUUAGGGAUGUACACUUAACGUGUACAUAAAUAAAAUACACUCAACACAAUACACUCAUCUCCCGAUUCGAUUGAUGAUACCAUUUUCCCAGGAUUUAUUUAACAGAUUGAGCUGCAGAUAAGUGACUAAAAAAUAUUUCUUUAUUUCUAUAAACUGUGCAAAACAACAAAUGUGUCCUCUUAUCAAAAGAGACACUCAAAUUGGAUUUAAUCUUACUGGAGUUAAUAAUUCUGAUCAUCACAUGUGACAGACCCCGUGAACUGGAGGCGUUUGUGUAAAAGACAAGUCUUAAGAGCCGUCGGAGAACACUUCACCUCACAGGAAACCAUAAGAGAGAAGGUUUUAGGAUCAAAACUAUACAAUAAUAUAGAGUACUGUUCUUGCAUGAGGCCCAUUGCAUUGCCCAUAUAAUUUACUGUAAAUAGUAGUAAACAUCAGUGCUUCCUCUGCAGGUAAAGGGCAGUCAGGCUACCUCUCACUACCUAAAGAAAUGUAUUUGCUUGGAGUCAGAGGAAAGGUUCCUAUUCAUUAACUUUGGACAGUGAAGGCUGCUAGACAGAAACCUAGAAGCAGCUCGUUAGGACUGAUGCUGGACAUGUACAUCAGCGCCUACUUGAUAGAGGAACUCAUAAUAUUUUCCUUCCGGGACAUGCAGGGAGUUCAUCCCUGGAAUUUUAGGGCAUUAGUGGAAAGGAACUUAUCCACCCAAACCAGUCAGUAGCAGUGGACUUUGCAACGCCGGAUGGCUUUUGUCCGACUAUGCUUUGUUUCUUUCAGUCGGGAGCCAAACGUGUUGCAUCGCUUGGAGACAAGGCAGGACGUUACAAUUGUAGCGGUUAAUGGCACGUUUCGGUGUUGAUGUGUUGGGUAUUUCUCCCUCGUGUUCAGGUCCCCCUCUCUUGGUGGUUUGUAAGUGGAAAGCCACGUAAGUAGAACAGUCAAGGGAGAGAGGGAAAGCAGGUACCUCUUCACAUUCCAUCCAAUACACAUCCAGUGCAUUGUACUGAAUAUCCCUGACUCAUGAUUUACAGCCUGAGAGCGUCUUAAGGCGAUAACCAAACUUGAAAUAUUCUCCUUCAACAUGCACUGAAACUUUGUGAAUAAAGCAAAGGCAGAAUGGUAGUUUGCAAA